This is a messenger RNA of Papilio xuthus (Asian swallowtail), 734 nucleotides long. RefSeq lists its product as uncharacterized. Lineage: Eukaryota; Metazoa; Arthropoda; Insecta; Lepidoptera; Papilionidae. The transcript has 4 exons. Bases 1 to 711 code for a protein of 236 amino acids. The record is from RefSeq and is a predicted model, not a curated record.
AUGCUGUCAUACAGUCUGUUGGUGUUGUUGGUGAUUGCUGUGGGAUGUCAUGUGUGUCAUGGGCAGUGUCAUACUGUGGCAUCAGACCUCAACACGCAGUGGCGAGGGGCGGAUGUCCUGGAACGAUACGGCAGGAAUUACUAUAAGAGUCUAGCACUAGGACCUGAAGAUACUUGUAUUAAAAGAAAGCGUUUCGCUUCAGUCUUCUCUGAAGCAGUGCUACAAUACUUUAAAAGCAACAUAACAGAUAGAGAUGAAGCUAUCAGGGAUGCUGUGGCAAAGACAGAGAAGGAAUUAUAUAAACCUGCAGAUGUUAUUGGCAGUGAAUUUAGAUCUGUAUUUACUUAUAUAUAUUCAUUUAUUGAUCAGCCUUUGACUGACGUACAAGCAGUUUGUCCUUACAAUAUCCGUGAAGCAGAAUGUGAAAAACGUUUUAAAGAGAUUCGAAAUGAACGUCUUAAACGAUGUCCUGGAUAUCGUUGGAAUGUAGAGCUUUACUCCACUUUUGUAUUCCUUGUUACUAAUUGUGGAUUCCAGAAUCUUAUAGUAGAAUUGAUGAGGGAGAGUGCUACUGGAGGUGAUUUGGAGGCAUUGAAUUUCUUUAUAGAAACCGCAGCUGUGAAAUUCUCGAAUGUUCUCCAGUUUAUGAAAGAUAUAUGGAAGGGUAUUCAACUUUUACCAUUAACAUGUAAAACAAUUUCUUUUCUUUGAAUGUGAUGAUGUAAAAAAAGUUU